Messenger RNA from Polyodon spathula (Mississippi paddlefish), 3527 nucleotides. RefSeq names its product vitamin K-dependent protein S-like. Gene Ontology annotation, molecular function: calcium ion binding. The transcript has 15 exons. Gene Ontology annotation, cellular component: extracellular region. Bases 768 to 2786 code for a protein of 672 amino acids. The record is from RefSeq and is a predicted model, not a curated record. NCBI's taxonomy places the organism in Eukaryota, Metazoa, Chordata, Actinopteri, Acipenseriformes, Polyodontidae.
CCUGUCUCAGGUAACAAUCUUACCUUUACGAGAAGCAGGACUACGAUUACCAGAAUGCAUUGGGAUUGGAGUUACAUGGUCAGCUUAACAAUUACGCACUUCAAUUGAAUUUAAAGUUUCUCCAAAUAACCGUAGUACUGUACAUCUCUUUACCAAACUUGUUACGGCUGUUUUCAGAGACCCCCGAUUAACACUAGGCUUGGACUUCCUAAAUGUUACUUUAGGUUAGGAAGUCCAAAACUAGUGCCAGUUUAUCUGGUUCUGUGAAACCAGUCGUCAAAGUACAAAAAAGCUGGUGACGUGCCAUAUUUAGUCAGGAGGACAAUGAAAUGACCAAGUCUGGCCUGUGUAAUUGCAUAUUUGUCAUUUUACACUUCCACAAUUACAUAUAGGACUUGAUUUAUAUCAGAGGGGGGGGUUGUGGUUUCAGUAAUCGCUGCUGCCCAACGAUUGGUUUUAACAAGUUAGUGAUACCCAGAUUUGUUUUCCAUCUAUACCGCUUCCAGGAACGCAUUCGUUGGCUGUGGUUUAAGCCCAGGACAGUGCGCAUGGUUUGCUGAAGUCUGUUGCCAGCAGCACUCCAGUCCUCCCCCCUUCCUAUUGUGAGUCCAGUUGCUGCAUGUUUCCCAACCUCCAAACAAGAGAAAAGCAUUCUCUAUCUGACAGAAAAUACCGACAGAGUGAAACAAUUAACCGAGUCUAGGAAACUGAAUCCGAGGGCUACUUUACCUACAACAGUUGCUUUGUCUUUCUUUUGGUGACUAAUAAUGUGGAGAAAAAAGACGCUGUUCCUUGAUUCUGUGGGGUGCCUCUUAAUUUUGUCGCUUGCUUUUUGCGAAACGCACCAGUUCUUGUCACAGAGACAUGCGUCUCAGUUCCUGACGAGAAGGCGAAGAGCCAACUCUUUAUUUGAAGAACAUAGGAAAGGGAAUCUGGAGAGGGAGUGUAUCGAGGAGCUGUGCAACAAGGAAGAAGCCAGGGAAGUCUUUGAGAACGACUCUGAGACAGAUUACUUCUAUCCUAAGUAUGUUGCUUGUCUCGGCUCAUACCGCGUGGGAAUAUUAAACAGCCCCCUGCCGCCGAGUUCAGAGGCUCCGGCUACCCUGAGAGCCUGUGUUAAGGAGAUCAGCAACCAGUGUUCUCCCCUCCCUUGCCACAGAGAAGGUUAUGAGAAAUGCGUGGAUGGGAAAGGCAGGUAUGACUGCAUCUGCAAACCUGGAUGGCGUGGAGAAAGAUGUGAAGAAGAUAUAAAUGAAUGCGAAGACCCAGAAGCGCUUGCAUCAUGUAACCAGAAAUGCUAUAAUGAUCUUGGGGGCUUCCGCUGCCUCUGUGAGGAUGGCUACUACCUGCUAACUGACAAGCAGACCUGCACAGAUUUCAAUGAAUGUGCGAUGUACCCCUCCAUCUGUGGCUCUGCCAGCUGUAUCAACACACCUGGAAAGUACGAGUGUGCCUGUGCUGGGGAAGGGUACAGGUACAACUUCACAUCACAGACCUGCGAGGACAUUAAUGAAUGUGAGGAGAACAUCUGUGAGGAGAGCUGUGUCAACAGCCGUGGAAGCUAUUCCUGCUAUUGCAAUGGGACGAGAGGCAUGAAGCUGGCAAAAGACAUGAAGUCCUGUGAGCCCAUUCCUAUAUGCAUUCCUCUGAAAACAACAAGGAACUCUGAGAUGCUGUACCUGGGAGAGCAGUUUGCGGCCUUGCCUGUGGUUUAUCUGCGCUUCAGGUUGCCCAAAGUAACCAAAUUUGCAGCAGAAUUUGAUUUUCGGACAUUCGACCCAGAGGGUGUCAUACUGUAUGCUGAGUCUCCCCAGAACUCCUCCUGGUUCUUGGUGGGUCUCAGGGAUGGGAAGAUUGAGAUCCAAUAUAAGAAUGAGCAUUCAAUGAAGGUCACCAGUGGCGGGAAAGCCAUUAAUAAUGGCCAAUGGCAUUGUGUCUCCGUGGAGGAGCUGGAGAAAAGCAUCAGUGUUAAAAUAGCCAAAGAAGCUGUGAUGAGCAUUAGCAGACCUGAGAGUCUGUUCCGUCCCAUUGAUGGAAUCCUGGAGACCAGGCUUUACAUUGCAGGGUUACCGCGCCCGGUGGACAGCCUUGUUAAAUCGAUUAACCCGCGUCUGGAUGGUUGUAUUCGUGCCUGGAACCUGAUGAACCAGGGGGCUUCUGGAGUGAAGGGAGUCAUUCAAGAGAAGGAAAGCAAGCAUUGCUUAGUGGAAGUGGAGAGGGGCUCCUACUUCCCUGGUUCUGGGAUGGCCCAAUUCAGGAUAGACUACAAGAGCAUAGAUGGGAAGAAUUGGACACUGAGUUUGAAACUGAACAUUCGUCCAUCAACAAGCACAGGAGUCAUCUUUGCCUUAGCCAGUGGUGAAUUGGUGCCACUUUCUGUUGCUGUAGUGGACUCUGAUUCUCCAAACGAGCAGGAAAUAGCUGUGUUUAUUGAGAAUGUGAAAGUAGCUCGGCUGAAGUCUGAUAGACUUUGUUACCCAGGACACCUGGAAGUGGAGCUUGAGGUGUCGAGCAGCGAGGUCCAGAUUAAAGCAAGCUCCUUCAGAGCGGUGCACUACAUAGAGCCCCCAAAAAUGGAGAAGCAGCUCUCCAUUCUGGGCACAGCUAUGGAAGGACAGGUGGACACUUAUGUGGGUGGGAUUCCAGAUGUUCCUGUUACUGCCACACCAGUGUCAGCAUUUUAUAAUGGCUGCAUUGAGAUAGAGGUCAAUGGUAAACGGCUGGAUUUCGAUGAAGCCGUCGUCAAACACAAUGACAUCAAAUCCCAUUCCUGCCCACCAUUCUAAAGGCAUUUGGUUUGGGGCUCAGCCCCACCCCCUUUUUUUUUUUUUUUUUUUUUUUACUUACUGUGGUUCAGCUUAGCUUGUUACUCUUAACUGAUAAGUGUAUACAUUGGUUCCCAAUGGAAUGUACUGGUUUCUAUUGUAUAAUACCUAAUACAGGGUACCACAAUAUUAAUGGAUGUCAAAGUAACUUAUAUUUUAAAUGGUCAUACUUAUUUUGUUUUUUUAUUGAGAGAAGCUUUGUGAAAGUGCAUCUGAAAUCACUGUUCAAACACUAGGAUAGUACACAUACAUUAAAAAACAACAAUUUGAUAUGUUAUCUUGAUACCUUAUGCAUUGCUCAGUGUUUUAUUAACUGUAUAGACAGGUUUGUAAUUAGUGUAUUGUUAAAGGAAAGUGUUAUCAAUUAAAACUUGUGUUAUAAAUGUAAGAUCGCAUACUGUAUCAUUUUAUGAUACAGUAUAACAGCUUAUAUUUAAUAUUUUCGCCCCCUACCGCUUGAGUGAAUAAGAACCGAAUGUAUUGAACUACAGUAAUUCUGCAUUGACAUUUAAACUCUACCUACAAUCUGUUUGAAACCUUUUUGUUGGGGAGAAUUAAGACCAUGGAAUAACUUCCAGUGCAGAGAAGGGCAGUGAGUUUUAAAUGAGCAGGAGCAUAUAAACAUAGACAACUUAGUUAUAUUUACAACUUCCUGGCAGAUUGGAAUUGUCCAGUGUGUUGAGUGCUGUUUCAAAACUUAAU